UUUGUAAUGAAGACUACACACUACACUUCCUCUAUGCGAAAGGUCAUAUUCUUGUUUACGACUUUUAAUUUUUGCUCGUGAGAAAAGCUCCCUCUACGAUUUUCGGAAAUGGACGAUAAUGCUAGAGGAAUGGCUUCAAAAAUACUUUGCGACUUGCUGAACAUCGGAAACACUGGAACAAGUGAUGGGAGUAGUUUAGAGACACAAAGAAAUGGAGAGAGAGACCUUGAUGAUACUCUAAGUGAAUCAGCAUCUACAGCAAGUUCUCUGUCUCCUCAAAGAAAGAGAAACUCAAAGGAACAGAUGUCUGAUGUGUCUGUCUCAGACAGUGAGGGUGUUGCUUCAAGAAUGUCCCUCGAACCUGUCAAACAAGUCAUUGAGAUGAAAGGCAGUGAUGAUGGAGGCAGUAAAUCAGUUUACGGAAAUGAAGUUGAAAUUGUAUCUGAUGAAGCAGUUUCAACAAGUUACACAGCUAGUAAUAAGAUAAAAUUUAAUUCCAUGGUUAAUUAUGAGUGGGAGCUGAAGUACUACAGAGGAUGUCUAUUAGCAGUUAGCAGCAAGUGCAUUGCAUAUGCUCUUAGAGGCCGUCUAGGCUAUGUUGUAAGGCUUCUUAAUCCUGAGACAGCCACUAGGACACUGAUCAAGGGAUUUGUUGGUACAAUAAGCGAGUUAGCGUUUUCACACAAGGACUCCAAUAUGCUGGCAUGUGUAGAUGAGGGAGGUAAUGUUUAUAUCUGGGUUAUCCAUGAAAAAAAUGGAAAACUCGAAUAUUCUGUGAAGCUUCAUAUCAAACGUCCUACCAAUACACUCUCUGAGCACCACAGACUAAUAUGGACUCCAUACAUGCCUGAUGGUGAAGAACUUGAAAGAACUGAAGAGUCUGCCGCUGAAGAAGGCCGACCACUGGCCAUUACACAUGGAAAUCAGUUGGAGGUAAUAGAUGUAGAUUCUCUGACUGAAUGGUGUGGCAGGUCUGAAGUGACUAUUGAUGAUAUAAAGCAAGGAGUAGGAUAUUUAGAAAUUACAGAUGGACACACUAAGCCAAUCACAGAAGGUGCUCUUUCACCUGAUGGUACAGUAUUAGCAACUGCCAGUGAAGAUGGUCACAUCAAGUUUUGGCAGUUGACAGACAAAGUUGAGUGCAUGCAUGAAUUCCAGCCUCAUGAUGGACGUCCCCUGUCUUGUAUGAUUUUUACUGACAAUCAGACUUCUCAAGACAAAGAGCUUCCAAUGUGGAGAUUUUUAAUCACAGGUGCUGAUUAUAACAGAGAGAUUAAAGUCUGGUGCACAGUUACAUGGACAUGUUUACAAACAAUCAGAUUUUCUUCUCCAGAUAUUCCAGGAUCCAGCUCCAUUCGCUCAUACUUGAAAGUAGGCAUGGACCUUUCAGCUUCAUAUUUGGUAAUUUCAGAUGUCCUUAAAAAGGUUAUUUAUGUGCUGAUGUUCCACCAAAAUUUUGAUGAAGGCCAAGCACAUGUCACAUCUGUGGCUAAGUUUCAUCUCACACAUCCACUACUAAGUUUUAUUGUUGGCCAAGUCAAGUUGUUUAAACUCAAGUCACAAGGGGAUCAGAAUGGUCAGGAAAAUGCUGAAAGCCAUGAUCAUGGUGAUGAUGAUAUUCACUCCUCGCAUGUUGGUCUUGACGAAAUAGCUGCUGGAGAAGAGAAAGGGAAAAAGUAUGGUGUUCAACUGCAGCUCUUUUGCAUUCAAACAAGAUCAAUGCAAGAACUCUUGGUUCACUUCCAACCAGAGCCUUCUAUUCCUCCACCCACUCCAUCAACUCUUUCAUCUCUUACCACAGUUGCAGGGCAGUCUGUUAUCCAUGAUGGACUCUCUGACCUAAGUGGUAUGGAAACAGGAACAGAAGCAAGUACAGAUGUUGAAGAGCCUGAGGAGAGUACAGAUGGACCUGUUCCAGUUAGAACAAAACUACUUACACCACAGGCGUUUGCAAGCACUGCAUUGCAAGGGUCAACCCACCCUGAAGCUGUAAACAGCAGCAAUGGAAGCAGUAUUACCAUGAUCUCUGGACUGAAUAACUCGCAAGCAUCAGUUGAUGAGCUUCUGGGCUCAUCUGUGUCAUCAAGACUGUCUGACACUACUGUCAGGUCAAGCAACUCGGCAACACCUCAAGGAUCUUUGGCUCAUGAGAGUGGUAUUCUCACACCAACAACCUUGCCCUUGCCCCAGUCACCUGUAACACCAACAUCUAACCCUAGUGCAAUACCCAUUUUAAACUUUCAGUCUAGUCCACAAAUGGCAUCAGUUCAAAACACACAAAGUCCUGCAUCAAGUUUCGAGCCUUUGGUAGCUAUUUCAAAUACGGAGACUCAAGCCUCUCCAUUUGCACUGAGAGAUAAAGCAGAGAAUGUUUUAAGUGAUUCAAAGAGUCCAUCUGCUAAUGAACAGAACAGAUCACACAGUCCUGGUAGCAUGGAAAGAAACAUUGAAGUAUCUGUUGAUGAUGAUACUAGGGAUGGAGGUGAUGAGGAAUUACCAGAGUCUCAGAAACCUGAAGCAGAAACGCUAGAGGAGGAAAAUGAAAGGGAAAGAAAAUCAAGUUCUGGAUCUAGUACAAGUGAAAGUUUGAGACCUUUGUCUGCUCGUGCGGAAGGAAAUCUUAUUUGUUUGGAAGAUGAUAAGAGGGGUGAAGAAGAUGAUGUUCAGGUAGAUGGGGAGGAUGCAUUUACAGAGGAAGGACUGUUGGAGCAGUGGGAUAUGAAUGGCGAUGAUGGAGUGGUACCAACUGGACGAGAGAGUCCUGAAUCAGCACAUGCACUGCCGGUUGGUACACCAACAGGCUACAGUGAGAUUGGAAAACGACCUUCAGCAUUGUCAAGUUUUGUUUCUACUCCUGUAAGUACAACAGAUCUUCCUCCCCAGCAGGUCCAAGUUACAAUGGAUGGUGGUCUUUCUUCAUCUCUUGAAGAGCUUCUGAGUUUGCUCAAAGCUCAACAGCAAGAUAUCUACGACCUUCGUAAGCAGCUGAAAACAUACCAGUCUGAUCAGCAGCAGAAAAUGAUUACAGUGGUCAAUGAAGUACAUCAGGUUGAGGAGCGAGUCUCCUCCAAAUUACAGAAUGCCCUGGCUGAAUUUUCACGUGAAGAAUCUCAGCGUUUAGACAAAGCUCUGCGUGACAAACAUUCAGGAGACAAAAAAAGACAUGAACAACUACAGAGUACUUUGUCCCAAACAAUCACCACUACCUUGUCAGGAAAAUUAGAUAAAUCUGUCAAAGCUGAAAUUAAGAGUGCUGUAGUACCAUCAGUUCAGAAAGUAUUGAGUGCUGUGCAAGAACAACUCAACACUACAUUAGGGCAGAAACUAACUGCAGCAGAUACUGUAUUGAAGGAUAGUGUUGCAAAAAUUGUGAAAAGUAAGGGUGUUGUUGAUGCUAUUGGUACAGCGGCAGCAAGUGCACUUCAGGGACCCAUUCAAGUAACUUACCGUGAGGCAUUUCAGAGCACCAUUUUGCCAUCCUUUGAGAGGGCAUGCCAGAACAUGUUCCAACAGAUAAAUGAAUCAUUUCAUAAAGGAACUCAACAAUACCUGCAACAGGUUACAACAGCUCUGGAUAACCGUAAAAGAGAGGAGAAAGAUUUUUUCCAACCUGUAAUGAGACAGUUGGAAUCACAAAAGCAAUCAUUCCAAGCAACAACAGAGAGGCUUUCAUCAAACCUUAUGGCUGACUUUGAAGUUAUGAUACAGAAACAACUGUCAUCAUCAAUAGAAGGUUUGCGUGAAGAGAUAUUUUCACGUCUGUUGUCUGAAGUUCUGGCUUCAGUCCAGGACUCAGUGCAAAAGGAAAUGGGCUUAGGAUUGGAAGGCCUACGUCAACAAUUGAGUGAAAUGAUUACAUCUUCAGCACAAAAUACCUCACAACAGUCUCCUAGUACUGCACAAACUCAGGCUGCAGUUUCCAGGCUGUUGGAAUCUGGAAAAGUUGGAGAGGCCUUCCAAGAGGCCCUGACAGCAGGAGAUCUAAACAUUGUGAUGUACGUUUGUGAAAAUGUGGAUCCUGAGAAAGUCUUUUCCCAGUCCCCUUGUCCUUUGUCACAACCAGUCUUGCUGUCUUUAAUACAGCAACUAUCUGUGGAUCUUGCAAUGUAUACGGAUCUUAAGCACAAAUACAUCGAAGAAGCUCUUAUGGCCCUGGAUGCACGAGAUGCCAUUACAAGAGAACAUAUGCCUGGUGUGUUAGAGGGACUAUGCCAGCAGCUCCAAACAACCAUCAAUGAAGCAUCAGGGCCCAUGCAGCGCUCCCUUAAGAUGUUGCUGAUGGCUGCAAGAUCACUUAUAAGAUAGCCAAGCAGAGUAUGUUACCACUCAUGAUGCCCAAAAGGAACAUUGAAGGAAAAAUGGUUUCCUUAAUUUUGGAGACAGGAAAUGUGUGGCAUAGAGUUUGCAGCAGAAACGAGGGAUGGCCAAGUCGCACAAGAGGGUGAAUACCUUCUGUUCCCAAAACUGAUAGUUUUAAGUUUCUUACUAAAAUUCAGAUACUGGACCCAGAGCUAGACAGCAGUCGUUUUGUGGUGGUGCAAAAUGUUAAGCACUGUUUAGAGCUGUUCAUCAAUGCUAGCUAGUAGAUGAAUCUGCAGUUUACUGCUUCACAACCAGUAGUGUGAAUUCUAUCUAUUACAGCAGAUCAAUUUGCUGUUUGUACGUCUGAAAACCAUUCUGUUGUUUUAAGGCUACCCUCUGUUUUGUCACGUACAAAACUUGCUUUAUUAAUAAAUCAGCUUUAUGAGUUCUA
This is a messenger RNA of Pocillopora damicornis (cauliflower coral), 4753 nucleotides long. RefSeq names its product enhancer of mRNA-decapping protein 4. Gene Ontology annotation, biological process: deadenylation-independent decapping of nuclear-transcribed mRNA. Gene Ontology annotation, cellular component: P-body. Gene Ontology annotation, molecular function: protein binding. Lineage: Eukaryota; Metazoa; Cnidaria; Anthozoa; Scleractinia; Pocilloporidae. The record is from RefSeq and is a predicted model, not a curated record.